AUGGCUCAGGUAGCUCUAGAUGGUAAAUUGGCUUGUCAAAUCCUUCUGGCAUUCCGAGUCCUUCCAUCCGACAUUCCGAGUCCUUCCAUCUGGCAUUCCGAGUCCUUCCAUCCGACAGGAAAAAAAUUUCCCGACAACUGGAAAAAAAUUUCCUUCCGACAGGCAAAAUUUUUCCAGUUGUCCGACCAAAAACCAUUCAAAUUUUCGAAAAUUGAGAACUUUUUGGUCGAACUUCAGGAAAAAUUUUUCCUUCCGACAGGAAAAUAUUUUCCCGACAACUGGAAAAGUUCUUCCAUCCGACAGGACACAAACGAAUGUCCGACGUACCACCAACCGACAGCCCCAAAGCCAGAAGAACCGACAGACCCAGCACCACAACAGACUUACUAA
Messenger RNA from Trichomonas vaginalis G3, 390 nucleotides. RefSeq lists its product as uncharacterized. NCBI's taxonomy places the organism in Eukaryota, Parabasalia, Trichomonadida, Trichomonadidae. The record is from RefSeq and is a predicted model, not a curated record. The transcript has a single exon. Bases 1 to 390 code for a protein of 129 amino acids.